GAAGUGCAAUCAGUACAAAGAAGAUUCCACAUUGAAUUCCCUUCAAUGUCAGCUCAUCGCGGAGAGCCACGUCUUGUCAUCACGGAGCAGCCUCAAUCCAGAGGAUUAAGAUUCAGGUAUCAAUGCGAGAAUCGUGGCUUUACACCUGGAUCGAUUCUCGGCGCAGGUUCCAGCCCACAGCAACGGAGCUAUCCUACGUUUGAGAUUCGAAACUACAAGGGGCCUGCUAAGAUCGUAAUUUCUUGCGUCACCACGGAAGAUGUCCCAAGACUUCACCCGCACCGUCUAGUAGGCCAUGAGGGUUGCCGAAAAGGUAUUUGCGAAAUAUCUGUUUCAGCUGAAGCGACCAUGGCCUACUCAGUGAAGAGUUUGGGCAUUCAGUGCAUUCGCCGGAAGGACAUCGAAGCGGAACUGAAGAGCAGGGAAUCGCGGUAUCAGAAUCCGUUUAAAGUUCCAACAGGAAAUCCACUGGCCAUAAAUCUGAAUGCAAUUCGGCUUUGCUUUGAGCUGCACGUGGAAAAUUACGACGGCCAGUUUGUGCCCAUUUUCCCACCGGUACUGUCCACCACAAUCUACGACAAAAAAGCUAGCCCCAGUCUGGUCAUCUGCUCGAUGAGUGCCACCGAUGGCCCGGCCUCGGGCGGCAAACAAAUCAUCCUGCUCACGGAAAAGGUCAACAAGGACGACAUCCAGGUUCGCUUCUACAGAGAACAUGGUCCAGAACGCAACCGUGGAUUGCCUACGGCAAGUUUAAUCCGGCCACCAACGUCCACAAGCAGUUUGCAAUCGUGCUGAAAACUCCUGCCUACUACGAUCCAAGAAUAACGGAACCGAUGACGGUUAAAAUUCAACUUCAACGAAAACGAAGCAACGAAUUGAGUGAGCCUAAGGACUUUAAAAUCCUACCUGUUCCCAAAUUGUCACGCAAACGAACCAAUAAAGGACACUUGAAGGUUGGGCCAGAGAGUCCCCCGGGCAGGACCGAGGACGAGAACGGCAAUUUUGGGCAGUCGAUUGGAACCUUGUUACCCCAGUUUGGAACGGCUUUUUCUCGCCCAAUCUGGCAGGAGGAAGUGCAGGCGUGGGAACAGGUCGAAGGCGGUAGCAGUGACGGGUCAGCUGUUGAUGGAGAAACAAGUCUCUACGAAUUCAGUCUGGAAGAUAUUUUCGAGUGUUUAUAUGAAUAAAUGGAUGAUAUAUAAGUCAAAGUAGAAUAGAAUGACGUUUUGUAAAUUGGGCAUGUUGUUUUGAAAAUAUAAAUAAAGCAUAUUAAAAA
This is a messenger RNA of Culex quinquefasciatus (southern house mosquito), 1276 nucleotides long. RefSeq names its product embryonic polarity protein dorsal-like. Lineage: Eukaryota; Metazoa; Arthropoda; Insecta; Diptera; Culicidae. Gene Ontology annotation, biological process: response to cytokine; regulation of DNA-templated transcription; non-canonical NF-kappaB signal transduction. Gene Ontology annotation, cellular component: cytoplasm. The record is from RefSeq and is a predicted model, not a curated record. Gene Ontology annotation, molecular function: DNA-binding transcription factor activity; DNA binding. The transcript has 4 exons. Bases 46 to 795 code for a protein of 249 amino acids.